AGUCGUAGUCGUCACUAACUUGUCAAUCGGGCCGACAUGGGCCGAGAAUGUGUUUGUGUUUAGAGAGUUUACUACAGAGUUUAGAGAUUGGAGGGUGAGGUCAGAGUAAGAUGGCGAGUGUUGUGUGGUCAUGUCCGUGUUGCCUUCGUUUUAAAUUUAGUCCAGAAGAAAUUGAACAACGUCAUAGAAGUCAAGAAAUCGAUAAAAUGUUAGAAAAGGACAAACACUUGUUCAGAAGACAAGUGAAACUUUUGUUACUUGGUGCUGGUGAAAGUGGGAAGUCGACGUUCCUGAAGCAGAUGAGGAUUAUCCAUGGAAUUAAAUUUGAACCUGAACUUGUCAAAGAAUAUCAACUUGUGAUUUAUCAGAAUAUUAUGAGAGGUAUGAAAGUGCUCGUUGACGCAAGAAACAAACUGAACAUUCCUUGGGAAAACCCUCAAAACGCGGAGUGUGGCAAUUGCAUCCUUAAUUUUGAUAAUGUUGCAGCGCUUGAUACGAGACUUUUUAUUAACUAUUCUCCAACCUUAUAUAGUCUUUGGAGGGAUUCUGGUAUCCGUCGUGCAUUUGAAAGGAGAAGAGAGUACCAGCUUAGUGAUUCUGUGCAAUAUUUUCUUGACAAUUUGGACAGGAUAUCCAGACUGGACUUCAUCCCCAAUAACAAGGACAUUCUUCAUGCACGGAAGGCAACCAAGGGAAUCUCAGAGUUCGUGAUUCCCAUCAACAACAUACCCUUCCGCUUUGUCGAUGUCGGGGGACAACGGUCACAGCGCCAGAAAUGGUUUCAGUGUUUCGAUUCUGUUACGUCUAUUCUCUUCCUUGUAUCCUCUUCAGAAUUUGAUCAAGUCCUUGUUGAAGACAGAAAAACAAACCGUUUGGAAGAGUCUAAGAACAUUUUUGACACAAUCGUCAACAACCUGGUGUUCCGAGGAGUUUCUAUAAUCCUGUUUCUUAACAAAACCGACCUGUUGGCGGAGAAGCUUAAGGCAGGAGAGACAAACAUUCGUUGGUUCUUCCCUCAGUUCUCGGGGAACGAGCGGAGUCUAGUCGAUGUCCAGGAAUUCCUCGUUGACUACUUCCGCUGUGUGAAACGGGACCCUCGGAAACCUCUCUUCCACCACUUCACAACAGCUGUGGACACGGAAAACAUCAAAGUUGUAUUCAACGCGGUCAAAGACACAAUCCUGCACCGAAACUUAGAAUCGUUAAUGCUGCAAUGACGUACUGACAUGGUCAGGUAGCCUUUGACACAAUUAUCUAUUUAUCAGAGUCUAAUUGUUAUAUUUAUUUUUAUACGCUACAUUAUUGUUAUAACCGAUUGUAUACAUGUAUAAAAUCUAUAAAUAACUGUAUUAUUUUUGUUAAUUUUUUAAAUGUUUGUAAAUAGAUGGAUAACAAUUGCUAUUUUUCUACUUGAUUCUAAGCUCGGCACUAACUUCGGGUUGUGCCUUAGGUAAAUUCCUACUUAAGACAUCCCUGUGAUAUUAGUGUUUUCAGGGUCUCGCCUUUCUGUGUGUCUGAAUGUUUUAAAAGGUGCUUACUGCUUAGAGGAAAAUAUAUAAUGUGUAACAUGUGAUGUGUUACACUUACAAACUUAAAUAAUUAUUAGUGUUUGAUGAUGUUUCAUUUUGCCUAGUAAGGUUAGCCAAACAUCAUCAUCAGCCGAAGUUUUGAUUGAAUUUGUACAUAUUUUUGAUCUCUUACUAGCAAUUUAUUAAUAAUUAUAAAUUAAACUGGUCCACUUUAAUAUUUAACUGAGCUUGAAGUACACAAAAUUGAAAUUCAUGUAUCAUUUCGUCCAAUAAAUACCAUACUGAACUCUAUUUGUUACUAUUGUCCUCUUCAUACAUAAAUUAUUAUGAUUCUAACUUUAAUACAGAGUGCUUCGCAGCUGUACAGAAAAUGUUUCUAAACACAACUAAACCAAAUAGGUGACCGUUUUUUUUUUUUACUAUAUUCCUCUCUUACUGUUUACUACCCAGAAGAUUGAAAUAUUAACUUAAUUUAUAAGACUGACUUGUUCAAACACAUUUCUGCAUUAUAUAACUGCCUAUUAUCAUAUAACUCUUUGAUUGUUGUAGUCAGUAACACAUCUCACUCCAUUCUAGACUCAUACCGUACCUAAGUACUAUAUGUGCAAGCUGUCUUAAAGAAUUGAAAUGAUUAUUUAGGUUAAAAUUCUCGCAGUUGUAUCCCCAUCUUAUUUGUUGAUCUAAUAGUUGAAUUUUGGUCAGUAAAAACAAAAUUAUAAAUCCAUUACAUGCAGCUCCCAUUUUGUAUGAAGGUACUGUAAUUUCUUUUCUCAAUUAGUUAGUAAAUACUGUAGGCCUACUCAAUUUUACCCACAGUUGAUUACAAACUGAUCAGUUGUGAACAUUUGAUGUAAAACUUUCUCAAUAAUGUAAAUUAAAGAAAAACAUAUGUGCCUUGGGAACAAAUUAUUGCUAUGUUAACUUUAUUAGGUGACGUUUUGUUUAUCAAAACUGCUUUGAUAACUAAACUAUUUUUUAUUUAUAGGAAUUCAACAUGAAUAUCUAAACAUUUUAAUUUUAUUUAUUUCAACUAUUUCAAAUCAAAUGUACAAUUUUGAUUCCAUCCGCAUUUCUCUUUUAAAGUGAUAUUCCAUUGUAUACUAAGAAACGUGAGUUGCUAGAAGUUGUGUCACUAGAAACACAAGAUGCUUAAUCUCUGGUGAGUCACUGGAAUGGAGAUAGUCUGAUAUGAAAUGUGCAUUGACCAUGCGUGUCAAACUAUUUACAAACCCUUGUGUUCAUAUCUCUGUUGAUAAGCAUUUUCGUACGCAAAAUAUUUUUUAUAUUUACCUCACAAUUUCCAAAUGCUGUAUUUUAUAGACUAUCAUAACCAUUGCAAUUUUUACGUUCUAUUGGUUUUGUAAACCAGUUUUAAUAUGGGGGAUAAUUUUUCUGUUUUUAUGCUAGCCAAUAUAGACAAUUUUCAGAAUUAGGUUAGGAAAGUUAUCAAGAUAAGUGCCUCCAACUCUAAAAAAACCCAGUUUGAUCAUAUUGGGCUGUAAGGCCACUUAAAUCAGUUAAAAAAUCCAAUUACUUCUCUUGUUUGACAGAUUUUUCUUAAUUUAGCCUCAUGUAAUUUUUAAAGUCAAUGGACAUAAUGACUCCAUUGGAGUUAUGACUGAUUUCUUCUAACAUUUUAAAGUAAAGAGCGUUAAGUAAUGAAAAGUCAUGGCUUUAAGUUCAAUAAAAUACUCUACACACCCUGACUUAGAUUUCACCACCGGGAGCAUUAAGAUUAAACAUCUGGCCAAUACAAAGAUCAAAAUGUAUAGCCUAAAACCAUGAUUAAAUGGAUCCUUACAUAAUUAUUUGCAGUUGAAUCAAAUUAAAUGCCAUUUUCUUGGUAUAACAAUUAAAAAAAUUUUGACUCUAGGUUUUGUAGGAAACAAUUGCCAAAAUGUUUUUUAUGUGUUUGACUAAUUGAACUGUCGGUUGUAAAAGAUCUUCAAUCAAUCAAAAUCAUUGUUAUUUGACGAAAAAUAUAGUCCAAUACUACCAACAAGGCCGAGGGCGGUAGCGGUCUUACAAGGCCCCUCAUACAGAGGAAUUUAAAUAUCACUAAAUUUGUAUUACCCCAAGAUUUUUUAUGGUACAAACCGCAAUAACAAGUAAAGUGUAAUUUCAUAAAAUUACUUUAUUAAAUUACUUAAGCACUUUGUUUUUUGUCCGCAAGUGUACUAACUCCCUUUUGUUCAAACCCCGGGAACCUUGACCUAGUCUGAAUUUUAAAACGUCUGAAUCGUUAGAGCUUGAAAAAGAAUGAAUGAAUACAUUUCAAAAUCGUUCUCAGGGCCGAUUUACCGAAUAGGCACGAUAGGCACGUGCCUAGGGCGCGAGGCAAUUGGCUUUUUUGGGGGGCGCCAAAAAAUUUGGAAAAUAAACAAAAAUUGGUGGUUGUUUGCAUGCGAUUGCGGUUAACUUCUGAUA
Messenger RNA from Macrosteles quadrilineatus (aster leafhopper), 3956 nucleotides. RefSeq names its product guanine nucleotide-binding protein subunit alpha homolog (gene cta). Gene Ontology annotation, molecular function: D5 dopamine receptor binding; GTPase activity; G-protein beta/gamma-subunit complex binding. The transcript has 3 exons. Gene Ontology annotation, biological process: adenylate cyclase-modulating G protein-coupled receptor signaling pathway; Rho protein signal transduction. Gene Ontology annotation, cellular component: heterotrimeric G-protein complex; brush border membrane. NCBI's taxonomy places the organism in Eukaryota, Metazoa, Arthropoda, Insecta, Hemiptera, Cicadellidae. The record is from RefSeq and is a predicted model, not a curated record. Bases 111 to 1217 code for a protein of 368 amino acids.